Molecule: messenger RNA, 1284 nt
Organism: Chilo suppressalis (striped riceborer)
Lineage: Eukaryota; Metazoa; Arthropoda; Insecta; Lepidoptera; Crambidae
Source: the annotation of a GenBank genome assembly
AUGCGCCAAAUUUUACUAACAAUUGAUCGAUUAAUCGAAUCGAUAUCGAACAUCCCUAAAGUAUAUAAAAUGAGUGAUGAAACAGAAACCCUCGAAGUGUCUCCUAGCAAUGGUAAACCUGUCAAACCUCUCGAUGAUCACACAUCUGCAAAAAGUGAUGACGGCGAAGAUGCAUUUUCGAAUAGUAAACCAAAAAAUGAAGAGCAUGCUUCAGUUGUGGCUGCACAUUAUAAUCACCUAGAAGAGAAGGGUCUAAAAGAAAGAUUCAACUCUCCUAUUUUUUAUCUAAGAAAUUUUAACAAUUGGGUAAAAAGUGUCCUUAUACAAGACUACACAGACAAAAUUCGAGAAAAAGACUACGGUAAACCAUUGAGGGUAUUGGAUAUAUGUUGUGGCAAAGGUGGUGAUCUUAGCAAAUGGCAGAAAGCCAGAGUGGAACGUGUAGUUUUUGCCGAUAUAGCACAAGUUUCAGUACAACAAUGUGAAACAAGAUAUGAAGAUCUCCGCCGUAGAUGUGGGCAUCUAUUUUCAGCAGAGUUUAUUGCAGCCGAUUGUACUAAAGAUACUCUAAGAGACAAAUAUGCAGAUCCAUCAAUUAAUUUUGAUAUUGUCAGUUGCCAAUUUGGUUUGCAUUAUAGUUUUGAAAGUCUAAGCCAGGCUAGGAGGAUGCUCACCAACAUAUCGGAAUGCCUAAAACCCGAUGGUUAUUUCUUUGGGACUAUUCCUGAUGCAUAUGAGAUUGUUUCUCGAGCUCAGAAAUCAGAGAAUUUUUCUUUUGGAAACAGAAUCUAUAAUAUAAAAUUACUGUUUGAUCCAAAAGAUGGUUAUCCACUUUUUGGUGCCAAAUAUGAUUUUCAUUUAGAAGGUGUAGUAGACUGUCCAGAGUUUCUUUUUAAUUUUGAUUUAUUUGUAAAAUUGGCUGCUCAGUAUGGCUUAGAACUAGUGUACAAAGCAAGAUUUUCAGACUUUUACAAAGACCAUUCAGAAAAAUAUAAACAACUUUUAAAUAGAAUAAUUUGCUUCGAAAGUUAUCCAGCACCACCUGGUAAAGAGCUAAUAGGAGAAGCAUCAGAAUAUGAACAUGCACAAAUUAUUUGGGAUCAAAUGGAAAAAAAGAAUGAGAGAGAUUGUUUGGGCACUAUGAGCAUGUGUGAAUGGGAAGUGGCCACUGUAUAUAUGGCUUUUGCUUUCAAGAAACAAAAACAUAUUUGGGACUCCAAGGGGAAACCAUCAUACAUUACUUCUGCAGAUAAGAAUCAAACCACCAGAGAUAGCAGUUCUUGA